Molecule: messenger RNA, 1617 nt
Organism: Ipomoea triloba (trilobed morning glory)
Lineage: Eukaryota; Viridiplantae; Streptophyta; Magnoliopsida; Solanales; Convolvulaceae
Product: mitochondrial phosphate carrier protein 3, mitochondrial-like
Exons: 6
Coding region: 148-1230 (360 amino acids)
Biological process (GO): mitochondrial phosphate ion transmembrane transport
Cellular component (GO): mitochondrial inner membrane
Molecular function (GO): phosphate transmembrane transporter activity
Source: RefSeq, a predicted model, not a curated record
AAGCGCCUACUGCCUAAUAUAAAGAGCUGCUUCUACCUUACGACUUACGAGCUUCGUUAUCAGGCAGUGGAGGUCGAGUCGAGUGUUAGCUAACGUCGCCCUCAUUUCUAUCAUUCUCCCGUCUCCUUGGCUCUUUUACUUUCAGACAUGGAGAACUCAUAUCGCCGCCACUCUCUCAUCCCAAGCUUCCUCUAUUCUUCACCGCUUUCUUCUUCUUCUUCUUCUUUCGCUUCCAAAACUCAAAUCACCGCUGAUUCCAACUCUUCAUCUCCGGCGAAUAACAGCUUUACGAUUCCAGCUCCCAGCGAGCCUGGCAAGAUCCAGAUGCACUCCCCUCAGUACUAUGCUGCCUGCACUGCUGGUGGUAUCUUGAGCUGCGGUCUCACUCAUAUGUCCGUCACUCCUCUCGAUCUUGUCAAAUGUAAUAUGCAGAUUGACCCUACCAAGUACAAGAGCAUCUCAUCUGGUUUUGGAGUGUUGCUCAAGGAGCAAGGAGUCAAGGGUUUCUUCAGAGGAUGGGUUCCUACCCUUCUUGGUUACAGUGCUCAGGGUGCCUGCAAGUUUGGCUUCUAUGAAUUUUUCAAGAAGUACUACUCUGACCUUGCAGGAGCAGAAAAUGCGGCAAAAUACAAGACUUUGAUCUACCUUGCUGGUUCUGCAUCUGCAGAAGUGAUUGCUGAUGUUGCACUUUGCCCCUUUGAAGCUGUAAAGGUUCGUGUUCAGACUCAGCCAGGUUUUGCUAGGGGGAUGGCAGAUGGGUUCCCAAAGUUUGUCAGAUCUGAAGGAGCUCUUGGGUUGUAUAAGGGUUUGGUUCCUCUUUGGGGACGUCAGAUUCCAUAUACCAUGAUGAAGUUUGCAUCCUUUGAGACUAUUGUUGAAAUGCUAUACAAGCAUGCUAUCCCUACACCCAAAAAUGACUGUAGCAAAUCUUUCCAACUUGGAGUGAGCUUUGCUGGUGGAUAUAUAGCUGGUGUUUUCUGUGCAAUUGUAUCCCAUCCUGCUGACAAUCUUGUCUCUUUCCUCAACAAUGCAAAGGGGGCCACUGUUGGUGAUGCUGUGAAAAAGAUGGGAGUAUGGGGUCUCUUUACUCGUGGUCUUCCUCUCCGUAUUGUCAUGAUUGGCACUCUCACUGGUGCUCAAUGGGGAAUUUAUGAUGCAUUUAAAGUUUUUGUGGGACUGCCAACAACUGGUGGAGUUGCUCCGCCUCCUGUCACAGAUGCCAAGGCUUAGGAUCAAAUUGGAAACAAACACCCUACAUCUACUACCGAUUUGAUGGAAUCAAUAAACAUGGACUGGCUGAUGUUUCUUAUUAGCGGUAGAGUAAUUCUUUAAUCAUUACAUUGAGCAGUCCAGACAAUUUUUGUGAUUCACUAAUUUUGGAUUGCUUGCCUCAUAAACUUGAAGCUGCUGCAAAAGUUUUUGUAUUAGAAUACAUAUAGUUGAUACUAGGAUUGUUCCUUUUCCCAUCAGAACAAGGGAAUAAUUUUUAGUUUGGGGUGGGUCAGCCCUAAACAUUUUUCCCUUCUCCAGAGACACCUGCGUAAUGCAGAAUUGCAAAUUAUUCAUCCCACCCAAUUUAUCUUUCAAGUUAUGUCGAAUUGCAGAUUAUUCAUCCCA